CCGGGGGACUCUAAUGAGGGUUUUCGCUUGCAGCUUUUCCUCUCAGGGAGGGGAAGCUGGUGCCGCGGGGCUGCAUGGCCCUGGCGCUGCGGCCGCAGCACGCCGCCGUGGGCGUCGUGGGCGCCGUGCUGCUGCGCCACGCAAACCUGCUGUACCAGGCCUUCGUGCACCAGGCUGGCUGGGGCGCCGCCAGCGGCGUGGAGGCGGCGGUGAGCGCCGCCCGCAAGGCCGCGGAGGCGGCCACCAUCGCCGCGGCCGCGGCUGCCGGGGCGGGCGCGGCCCGCGAGGAGCAGUGCCCGCAGCCGCCCGAGUGGCUGAGCCUGCCGGUGCCUCAGCCCUGCCCCGAGCCGCCGGCCUGCGAGUGCCGGUGCGAGGGCGUUGGGGAGAGGGCGGCCGACGAGCACGAGCUGUCGCAGUUGCCCGCGUGGCAGGUGCUGGGGUCGGCCCUGGGCCACAUCCUGGUGGUGAGCGUUGGGAGGUGCUGUGCCCGUCGUCGCCAAGAUGGCGAGCAGGCGCGUCCGACCACCGCUGAGGAUAGCGGCAAGCGCGGAGGAGCCGAGCCUGCGCGUGCCGCAGCGGAGAGGGACGGCAGCCCUCCGACUGGCCAGCGGCCGCGCCGUCGGGGAGGAGGCGUUCUGGAGUGAGCUCCUCCCUGGCGGCUAUGUGGCCGUCUUCUACAGCGAUGGCAACGUGUGGCAUGAGAGAUUGCUGUUAGGCCAAGUGGAUGCUCAGCACUGGGUGAUAGAGACGCCCGACCACGACUGAGGUCCUUGUCAACCAAUGUUUGUCAAGACUUUGCGCGUUGACUCGUCGUCCUUCCGACCAUGCC
Messenger RNA from Prorocentrum cordatum, 829 nucleotides. The record is from the annotation of a GenBank genome assembly. NCBI's taxonomy places the organism in Eukaryota, Dinophyceae, Prorocentrales, Prorocentraceae.